Oncorhynchus masou masou (cherry salmon) is the source of this 5588-nucleotide messenger RNA. RefSeq names its product transmembrane protein 184B-like. The transcript has 10 exons. NCBI's taxonomy places the organism in Eukaryota, Metazoa, Chordata, Actinopteri, Salmoniformes, Salmonidae. The record is from RefSeq and is a predicted model, not a curated record. Gene Ontology annotation, molecular function: transporter activity. Gene Ontology annotation, biological process: transport. Bases 443 to 1720 code for a protein of 425 amino acids. Gene Ontology annotation, cellular component: membrane.
ACGGUGGAGGAGUUUCGCUGUUCUGCUACUGUAAAAUCUUAGCGUAGUGAAUCGCUAGGAGAGAUACAGGGGAAGAACGGAGCCGAAUUCACGAGCGUUCCCCGAUAAUGCUAUUUUGAAAUGAUAGUGACUGAAUAAAGUUUUUCUACAUUAGAUGGACUAUUAGUACAGACAAAAGUUUGUAUUUGCCUAGGAUUUGAAGAGUUUGCGAGCAGCUACCUAACUAGCGAUGCUAACGUUAGCUAGCGAACUAGAUACAACUGUAAACAUGGUUUAAAUUGGUUUCUCACCUGACGUUAUAUUGCAGUGAUUUAAAUUUAGUAUGAAUUAUUUUAUGAAUGUGUAUCUGUCGUAGCUAAAAACGUAUUUAGGAUACAUUUAUGCUUGGAUUCAAACAGCCGCAGUGUGUACACAAAUCAAACAACUGCAGCAGAGGCAGAGGAUGGAGGAGCUGUGGAGACGUGGCAUGCCCCUGUCAGAUCGGAUGGAAAAUGACUCCCCAGCCGAUAUGGCCCCAGGGUCCCCAACCACAGCGGCCCCGUCGGGCUCCAACGCCUCCUGGGUGCCAGACACCCCCCUGGUGACCCCUGAGGAACCAUACUUCCUCAUGACCUCCACUGCCCAGACCGUGUCAGGGUUCUUUGUCUGGACAGCCCUGCUAAUAACCUGCCACCAGAUCUACAUGCACCUGCGCUACUACAGCUCUCCCAAUGAGCAGAGGCACAUAGUUCGCAUCCUCUUCAUCGUUCCCAUCUACGCCUUUGACUCGUGGCUCAGCCUCCUCUUCUUCACUAACGAAGAGUACUACGUCUACUUUGACACGGUCCGCGACUGCUACGAAGCGUUUGUGAUCUACAACUUCCUCAGCCUGUGUUAUGAGUACCUUGGAGGGGAGAGCGCCAUCAUGGCUGAGAUCAGAGGAAAGCCCAUUGAGUCCAGCUGUGUGUACGGCACCUGCUGUCUCUGGGGAAGAACUUACUCCAUUGGGUUCCUCCGAUUCUGCAAACAGGCCACUCUACAGUUCUGUGUGGUGAAGCCUCUGAUGGCCAUGAUCACGGUCAUCCUGCAGGCCUUUGGGAAGUACAGAGAUGGAGACUUCAAUGUGGCCAGUGGAUACCUGUAUGUGACCAUCAUCUAUAACUUCUCUGUCAGCCUGUCUCUCUACGCCCUCUUCCUCUUCUACUUCGCCACCCGCAACCUGCUGGUCCCCUACAGCCCCAUGCUCAAGUUCCUCAUGGUCAAGUCUGUCAUCUUCCUCUCUUUCUGGCAGGGUAUGCUGCUGGCCAUCUUGGAGAAGUGUGGAGCCAUCCCUAAAAUCAACUCUCCCGAAGUGUCAGUUGGGGAGGGCACGGUCGCCGCCGGCUACCAGAACUUUAUCAUCUGCAUUGAGAUGUUCUUUGCCGCUGUGGCCCUGCGCCACGCCUUCACCUACAAGGUCUACAUGGACAAGAGGCUGGACUCCUACGGGUCCUUUCCUAUUUAUGGACAGUACGGUCGCUGCGCCCCAAUGAAGAGCAUCUCCAGCAGUCUGAAGGAGACCAUGAACCCCGGAGACAUGGUGCAGGACGCCAUCCACAACUUCUCCCCGGCCUACCAGCAGUACACACAGCAGUCCACCCUUGAGCAGCGCGGAGGGGCGCCAGUGUCCCGCAGCCACAGCAACCUCAGCACCCGCGACAAUGAGAAGACCCUGCUGCUCAGCUCCGACGAUGAGUUCUGAGCCCCCCUACACACCGACCGGUGGUACUACUGGGAGGUGGAGACGGGAGGGGCUUUAUGGACUCUACUAUAGUGCCGUACCAAAUCGACAAGCUUGAGUCCUUUGGCUGAUCCACUUCAUGAACAUAGUACUCAUAUUCCUCAGUCUAUAUUGACAAUACAAGCAACCUACUGCGUAGGGGUCCAUUGCCACAUUCCCCUGCCAAUAUGGAUCAAUACAGAUACACACACAUGUGCAUAGACCAUUCCCAGGUGUCUUCAGGCUGUGUGUUAACACUACAAAGGCCUACUAGACAGAGAAACACUCACCAACGUGCAUGCCAUUGACAUGAGUGCCAUUGAAAUAAUACAGCAUCCCCCCUCACCCUCCUGCCAGCUCUGCCUCUUGCUUAAAUGUUGCCAAAUAGAGGGAGAUCCCGCUUGGUCAGCAGGACCCCCUCUAACAUAAAAUUUAGAUUUCAGACUCACUUGGAUAAGACACUAAGGGACCCCGAAAUCACUGUAUAUUUUGAUGUUUAUUGACCUGAUGGUGUUCUUCUCAUUUUAAACGAAUCUAUUAUGAAGGGAGGUUAUUAUUAUAUGAUGUGCGUUAGUGUGUGUUGGAAGGUACAGUGAGGAUAAUAUAAUUGGGGGAUUUUGGGGGUCAUUUGGGGUGUCUCCCGGAAUGUUAUAGUUGUUGUUAAUGACGUAUUGAGGGAACAGCUGUUGACAGAGGUUUGGUGUGGGCGACUAACAUCGCUCACGCGGAUUACAGAUGAAAGAGGAACUUGCUUCUUAGCAGAGCUGGACCCGGCCACAGCAGACAGGAUUAGAAUCCCGUAAUUGGGGCAUUAUGUGCGGCACAGAUCAGGCAUGUUUUUACCAUCAGGUUGGUGUAACGGUCAUAUCGCGCCCGAACUGCGCAUGUGCAGACCGUCUAAUCAAAGGCUGUCUUUUGAUCAUGUUUUUUUGGAUGAAAAUUUAAACUUGUCAGUGUGUCACUUUCACAAGGCUGGAGUAAUAACAUGUUCAACUACUUAAGACAUUGGCUCGAAUCUAGAUUGUGUCUUUAGAUUGAGAAAAUAAACAACUAAUUUCACUGUUCUCAUCUCAAACCUCAGCCUGGUCUGUUUCGCAAGCGUUCCUGGAAGUCUUCAAUGUUGCACCUCUGGGUUUAGAAACUCUGUGAAGUUGUCAAAGGGUAUGGGGACCAAGCAUUUCUUCCCCCUAGUGGCAAGAGGCAGAGAGAUUUCCAGCCCAGCCUCUGAGAGGAGCCUGUUGAGCAGAAAUAGUUUCUUUGAAUACAUAGGCAAGGCAAAGCUUGGCUAUCUUCAGCAUUAAUAUACUUCAGUUAUGCCUGAAUAUACCUGCUUUAAUCAACAUGUCUGUUUUCUUGUCUUGUUAGGGUUGCUAUGUUGCUGCUUAGUGUCACUAGCCUCCUCAUUGAUUUUUUCCUUUGAGAGGUCUUUUUGCUGAAGACAACACACAGAUAAUUUUGAAACGUUUUACUCAUAAAAAAAUCUCUCAAUGAACUGUCAAUUCCAAAGCUGCAGUUUUACAAAAAAAAUUAAAUAGGAACACUACCCAUAUUUGGGGCAGCAGGGUAGCCUAGUGGUUAGAGCGUUGGACUAGUAACUGAAAGGUUGCAAGUUCGAAUCCCCGAGCUGACAAGGUACAAAUCUGUCGUUCUGCCCCUGAACAGGCAGUUAACCCACUGUUCCUAGGCUGUCAUUGAAAAUAAGAAUUUGUUCUUAACUGACUUGCCUAGUAAAAUAAAGGUAAAAUAAAAAAAUAAAAAAUAUUUGACUACCAGAGGGAAGUGUUUUUCUACAGCAGGGGUUCUUGAAUGUUUUCAUCUCGAAACACAAAUUAGAAAUUUUACCGUUUUCCCGUGACUCAAAUCUUCCUCUAACGACCCAAAUUAAAAAUAAAUGGUGUGUUAUUAUAGAUGUAUUCUCAUAAAUCGCGACCCACCUCUCACAUGCCCAGGGUCCACUUCCGGUUAAAAAAAACUUUUCUACAGGGUCCAAUAAAUACAGUACCAAAAGUUACUAUUCAAUUCAAUGGUUUUUCUUUAUUUUGACUAUUUUCUACAUUGUAGAAUAAUAGUGAAGACAUCAAAACUAUGAAAUAACACAUAUGGAAUCAUGUAGUAACCACAUUUUUUAUUUAAAUAUAAUUAACAUUUUAGAAUCCUCAAAGUAGCCACCCUUUGCCUUGAUGACAGCGCUGCACACUCUUGGCAUUCUCUCAACCAGCUUCACAUGGAAUGCUUGAAGCAUUUCCCACAUGCUGAGCACUUGUUGGCUGCUUUUCCUUCACUUUGCGAUCCAACUCAUCCCAAACCAUCUCAAUUGGGUUGAGGUCAGGUGAUUGUGGAAGCCAGGUCAUCUGAUGCAGCACUCAAUCACUCUCUUUCUUGUUUAAUUAGCCCUUACACAGCCUGGAGGUGUGUGGGGUCAUUGUCCUGUUGAAAAACAAAUGAUAGUCCCACCAAGCGCAAACCAGAUGGGAUGGUGUGGUAGCCAUGCUGGUUAAGUGUGCCUUGAAUAAAUAAAUAAAUCACUGACAGUGUCACCAGCAAAGCACCGCCACACCAUCACACCUCCUUCUCCCUGCUUCACGGUUGGAACCACACAUGCGGAGAUCAAUCCAUUCUCCUGCUCUGCGUCUCACAAAGACACAGUGGUUGGAACCAGAAUUCUCAAAUUUGGAGUCAUCAGACCAAAGGACAGAUUUCCACCAGUCUAAUGUCCAUUGCUCGUGUUUCUUGGCCCAAGCAAGUCUCUUCUUAUUAUUGGUGUCCUUUAGUAGUGGUUUCUUUGCAGCAAAUCGACCAUGAAGGCCUGAUUCACGCAGUCUCCUCUGAACAGUUGAUGUGUCUGUUACAUUUAUUUGGGCUGCAAUUUCUGAGGCUGGUAACUCUGAUGAACUUACCCUCUGCAGCAGAUGUAACUCUUGGUCUUCCUUUCCCGUGGCGGUCCUCAUGAGAGCCAGUUUCAUCAUAGUGCUUGAUGGUUUUUGAGACUCCACUUGAAGAAAGUUAUCAAAGUUCUUAAUUUUUCAGAUUGGCUGACCAUGUCUUAAAGUAAUGAUGGACUGUCGUUUCUCUUUGCUUAUUCGAGCUGUUCUUGCCAUAAUAUGGACUUGGUCUUUUACCAAAUAUUUUCUGUAUACCACCCAUACCUUGUCACAACACAACUGAUUGGCUCAAAUGCAUUAAAGAAGGAAAGAAAUUCCACAAAUUAACUUAACAAGGCACACCUGUUAAUUGAAAUACAUUCCAGGUGACUGACUACCUCAUGAAGCUGGUUGAGAGAAUGCCAAGAGUGUGCAAAGCUGUCAAGGUAACGGGUGGCUAUAUUUUGAUUUGUUUAACGCUUUUUUGGUUACUACAUCAUUCCGUAUGUGUUAUUUCAUAGUUUUGACAUCUAAGCUAUUAUGUAGAAAAUAGUCAAAAUAAUGAUAAACCCUGGAAUUAGUAGGUAUGUCCAAAUUUUUGACUGCUACUGUAUAUGUCAUAGGUUUGAAUGUUAAGUAUAGGCUACAUACACUUAAGUGAUUGUUUUAAUGAUGUGCCCUAUGCUGUGUCUUUUGAUUAAAAUGAAUAUAUUAUUCCUGAACAGGAUAUUGACAGGAUAUUGUACAAGACAGGAUAUUGUGUAUAAAGUUGAACUAGAUAAUGGAAUAUGUUUAUUGGUGGGUAUAAUAAUGAUAAAGCACAAUGCUUACUUCUGUAUCGUCUCUGCUCCAUAUUCCUUAUAUUAUUUUGUUUCAUACUUUUGUGUUCAUUUGUAUAUUGGUAUUAUUCUGCUUAAUAGAUUCUGAUGCAAUUUUUUGUCUUUGUGGUGUUUAAACAACCGCAAAAUAAAAAGACAGACAAAAUUGAA